CGUUUCGCGACGAACAUUACUUCGAGUCAUUACAUAUCACGUGUCAAACGAUCGUUAAUAGAUUUGCAUGUGUUUCACAACUCGAAUCAGUCACAAAGAAAUACGAGAAAAAUAUUCUCGGAAUAAUAACAGUCAUAUCGCGCAAAAAACUGGCGUUAGCAAAUGCAAAGAUACUUUCAUUCGAAGCGAAAAAACAAGCGAUCUCUUGUCACCGAAAUAUUUUCCUCGUAGAGAUGAAGUCUGUCAAACGCGAGGAUCUAAGAUAGAGAUGAACAACGGGAGAAAGACGUGAUACGUUAUCAACUCAGUUUUUUAAAAUUAACGUUUGGAUGCGCGAAAAAUGCGGUAUAGGUCCUUAAUAAUAUAGUAACGAUGGGAAUCGGCAAGAAGAAAAGGAGAAAAAGAAAGACUUGCAGAAAGAAAUAUAUACAAAAAUAAAAAAAAAAUACAAGUGCAGUAUGGAUAGUGUAAAGGAAGAAGAAUCCAUGAAAUUACGAAAUUUUUGGAAUAAUUAAGUACGACGCGAAGAAGGACGAAUCGAUCUCGACUUGCCAAAUGCUUAUACGUGUGUAGGUCCAACUUCUCGAUCGAUGAGUCAGCCUAUGAAACUUGCUUGGCGAUGAUCAACAGUGAGAAUUAUCCUCUUCAAUAGAUUACACCUGAUGAAAAAAAUGGCAACAACAAAUUACGAAAUUGCGAGAGAAAGGCGCAAGUUCUAUCGUCGAGGAAUGAAUCAAGACAUCGUGUCGUCUGAAUCAUCCGACUCAAGAUCGAACUUGGAAUCGGAAUCAAGAUCGAAACAGCACGAUAAUAAAAAAUCUUUGAGCUGCAAACAAACUUGUUUAGCGCAUAAAACGGAUAAUACCGAAGUCGUAAGAUGUGUAAUCGUAUCCGAAAGCAACGAAGAAAAUAACUCCAACAAUGAAGAUGCGGAUCGCUCGGAGUCUGAACGAAUCAUGGUGCCAUCCGAUCCAUCCGAGUGGAAUUCCAGUCACAUAGCCUCGUGGAUCUCGUGGUGCAGCCGGACAUUCUCUUUGAGACCGAUUGCUGCAAUACUUCCGCCGACCGGAAAGGAAUUGCUAAAACUGUCCCUGCGAGAUUGGCAGAAGAUCGGCAGCGGGACGGAGGGUCGCAUCCUGGCGCGACACUUGGGCUACCUUCACCUACAAGCGACCGGCGUACACACUCCCGAUUUAUUGCAAGAGAACGAGAGCAGUGUUGAGAGGUUCAGCCUCCUACAACGAACUUGCUCGCUGAUUGGAUCGACGGCUGGAGCCGGCAGCUCGGGGGCGGUCGGAGGCGGACAGGUCCAGCUCUGGCAAUUCCUGCUGGAACUACUCUCGGAUACGUCCAACGCGUCCUGUAUCGCGUGGGAGGGCUCGAACGGGGAAUUUAAGCUCACCGAUCCGGACGAAGUCGCGCGUCGAUGGGGCGAGCGCAAGAGCAAGCCGAAUAUGAAUUACGAUAAACUGUCACGCGCGUUAAGAUAUUAUUACGACAAGAAUAUAAUGACGAAAGUUCACGGUAAACGUUACGCUUACAAGUUCGAUUUUCAUGGUUUGAUGAUGGCUUGUCAGUCACAAGCCGGCAUUAUGACGUUGGAGGCAUCAACAUCGUCGCGUUUGACAAACAGCAACUGUCAUCCUCAUCACCAAGCUCAUCGUACUCAUCGCUUAUAUCCAGUGGGGCCGUCGCCUGCUCAACACUCUGUACAAUCCUCGUCCUUACAAUCGGGAUCAACACCGUCCACGCAACAACUACCGCCGCCACCACCAGCACCACCGCCACCGCAACCACCACCACCACCACCGCCACCCCCGUCAUCGCUACCACAUUAUUGUUGGCCGUAUCACCGAUGUUCGCCUCCGACAUAACAUAGUCUGCAAUCGCUAGGCAUGUGCAGUUACUUUGACUGACUAUUAGUGUCAAUUUCAAUGGACGAUGAUUCGCGCUCAUUCCAUUUAUUUCAUCCGUCUCUCUUUUUUUUGAUCAUAGAUUGAUCAUAGAUUGCAAUAUAUCAUUGAUAUUUGAAUAGAUAGACGGAGCAUUAUCUAUCGAUUAAGACGAAGAGGGAGGCUUUGAUAUUCGCGGGGAGACUCUAUGAACUUCGGUUAAAUUCGGUUAUUCCCGAUAAUGAUUGGUUAAUAAUUCAUUGAAAUCAAAGUUCAGCUCAUAUGUAUUGUGCGAAGUUGUGUUGUGACUAAUGUCAUAUUAUUUUUAAAUUUAUAUAUAUUAUUUAAUAUUAUUAUAUUUUCAUAUUAUUUUUAUAUUUAGCGACAUUAGCGAUUUUCUCUAAAUAAACACUGUUUAAACAUUUCUGUGAAGAUCUAGUUGAGAAUCGAUGAUGUCAAUUAAAUCGUCAUGUAAUGUCAAAUUGUGCCGAAUAUAGUCGAACGUUGAUGGAAUUAACCGAAAUUCAUGCACUCUCCCCUUACUGCAUUUAUCAGUUAUCCCUCUCAAUGCAAUAUAUCAUUGCCGACUUUUGAAAUGAAAGAAACAUUGUCAAAGUUUGUGACUUUUAAAUGAAAAAUUAAGUACAUUAAAAUGUUGCACAGCAAAUCUCUUGUUUUAUUUCAAAAUCGGCAAUAUGUGUAUGAGUGUAUUGCAAUCUAUGUUCAAAUGAUUUAAUAGCUUUUUUUAUAUCAAGUAAUUUAUAGCAAACAAUUUAUUAUUUAUAUUUAUAUUUUUCACUUAAAAAUCCUAAAACUUUCCUGGAUGAAUUAUACAUAAUA
Camponotus floridanus (Florida carpenter ant) is the source of this 2732-nucleotide messenger RNA. Its product is annotated as DNA-binding protein D-ETS-6. The transcript is spliced from 7 exons. Lineage: Eukaryota; Metazoa; Arthropoda; Insecta; Hymenoptera; Formicidae. Gene Ontology annotation, cellular component: nucleus. Gene Ontology annotation, molecular function: DNA-binding transcription factor activity, RNA polymerase II-specific; sequence-specific DNA binding. Gene Ontology annotation, biological process: regulation of transcription by RNA polymerase II; cell differentiation. The coding region runs from base 663 to 1874 and encodes 403 amino acids. The record is from RefSeq and is a predicted model, not a curated record.